Messenger RNA from Sodiomyces alkalinus F11, 2454 nucleotides. RefSeq lists its product as hypothetical. Lineage: Eukaryota; Fungi; Ascomycota; Sordariomycetes; Glomerellales; Plectosphaerellaceae. Bases 1 to 2454 code for a protein of 817 amino acids. Gene Ontology annotation, biological process: regulation of DNA-templated transcription; DNA-templated transcription. Gene Ontology annotation, molecular function: DNA-binding transcription factor activity, RNA polymerase II-specific; DNA binding; zinc ion binding. The record is from RefSeq and is a predicted model, not a curated record. The transcript has 10 exons.
AUGGAGGUUGGGGAGGACGCAAGGGCGUUGGGGAAUGGGGAUGCUCCUAGCAGCACCAAUGCCGGAGAAAACACCUACAAGAAUAAGUCGUUUGCUGUCGCUCUGGGGCUGCCGGAUGGCUCGGAGCACAUGCCGUUCCGGUGGAUCGAGCUCCGCGAGGGUGAUUUGAGGGAGACCCUUACAACAGACUUGCCUGACCAGAUUGACUCUCUGCUCCUCGACAGUGAAGAUCGUCGCGCCAGAUACAUGAAGAAGGAUGAAUCGCUGCUGCUCGACUUCGAAAUCCCCGUGCUUAUGCUUACUUUCUCUUUCUCUCCAGUAUGGGCUCCUCUCGCCUUGCCGGCGCUCAUACUCGUGCACCCUCGCCUCAGGGUCGGUGCCACGGUAGUUGUGGACAACAUCAUCUCUUCUCGUGCCCGCUACCAAGACCUGAUCGAAUAUCUCGACCACUCUGCCAACGGAUUGAAGAGGCACCGACCUCCCGUACAACGGCGGACUCCGGAUACCGGUGUACAUAGACGAGGUGACCGACCUGUGAUUAUCGUCGGUGGUGUUGGGACGAAACGCAAGUUGUCCAAUAAGGCAUGUGAGACUUGUAGGAAGCGCCAUAAACGUUGCUCGCACGUGAGGCGCACACCCACCGCGUCAACUCCGGAUGCAAUCUCAGCCCAUGCUUCAGCGGCUUCUCCGCCCUCGUCGGAGGCAAUGACCUCAACCCGAAGCCGGACCGCAGAUGCCGCGCAUCUUCACUUCGUCGGCGACCUCAGCCCCGAAGCCUCGUUCCUCGCCAACCGCGGCCAGGACCGAGGCGCAGGAGGCCACCAGCCACCGAGACGGGGUGAGAUCGGGGUGUGGGUUGGCCAAAGACCCGACGACCGUGUUGAUGCCCCGUCCGAUACCCGGCGGGGUGCAGAUGUCGCCACCGUAGAACCAAACCACACGGGACCUUUUCCCGCCUCUCGGGCCUUGAUGGGGCUCAACAACUUCGACCGCCUGUUGGACAUCUAUUACGCCAAGUUUGACACCAUCUUCCCCGUCCUCCACGCAGAAGAAGCAUCCCUCGAGAAACACGACGCCAUGGAAGCCGCUGUCCUCAGACAAUGCAUCUGCCUGAUAGCGGCCCUAGAUCCCUCAGCUCGCGGCCAUUUGCGUCUGGGACAGGACGAGAAUGGCGUCGUGUUGUUGCAGAUGGAGUUCCGAUCGCGCGUCGCCAUGGCCCUCAAGCUGGCCCUGGACGCCGAUUUCAUCCACGACAAGAUGGUCCAGCUCCAGGUGUGUAUCCUCAUGUCCUUCUACGCGGACAAGCCAAGCUCGGGCGAGUUCUCCGCCCAGUACUGUGCCCAGCCCGUCCAGCUCACCCAGAUGAUGGGUCUCCAUCUCGGCUGGCCCGGCGAUAGGGGCACCACGGAAAAGUCGAAACGCGUCUUCUGGUGCGUCUGGACGCUGGACCGUCUGAACGCUGCCGCUAAUGGUCGGCCCAUUUUUAUCCACCAUCAGGACAUGGACAAGAGGGUGCUGGACGCCGUGCCCGAGCAGAUUCCCGCCUUUCAGCUUUUCAUUCGCAUCUCGCGGUUUCUGGACCGAGUUAUAUCGAAAUAUCGCCCACAUGCUCCGCCCGAGAGUCAACAACUAGAGACGCCGUCAUUUGAUGAUCUGGUUUGUGAGGCUCGUGCUGCGGAUGUCACAGCCUCGUUGCUUGCCUCUUUGGAACUGUAUUAUCAUGCCGUUGUCAUACUACAGGGCAGACCACAGGGGAUCGCGUCAGGGCGGGCGCCCUGUUCAUCUGCACAAACCUUCUGCGCGGCGAGCAUCAUAUCCAUCGCCUCGGAGGAGUACAGGUCGUCUCUCACUUUCUGGGCCGUGGUGCCGUAUGCCGUAUCCUUGGCCUCGUCCGUGGCCUACCGGAAUUUCCGAAACAGCCCCAUCCCCUACCACCGGAAACGAGCCUACGGGCUGUUGCAAGCCAGCUGCGACAUGCUGGACGACCUCGGCAAAGCCUUCCGGUCCGCUCGCAUGAUGGCGCGCUUGGCCAAAGACACCCUGCAAGAGGUUGAGCGUAUUUCGGUCAACAGGAACAGGAUCAAACCUCGUGAGGGAGCCGCAGCACCGAGCGGCCGUGGUUCAACGGAACCCCAGACCGAGAAGAACACCGUGCAGACAUGCUCGCAGCCGCCCGUAACCUCGACAUCCCCGGUUUCCCCCGGCCCAACAACGAUGGUGGCGAUCCCCCUGACGCAACCUCCCACGUUGGUGGCACCCGUAUCAGUAGCGCAGCUAGAACCCGGCAUAUUCCAAGGCCUGGAUUUCUCGGACGUGUCGGGAAUCUUCGACGAGUUCGACCCUGAAUUUCAGCUUGAUCGGGUUGACGCCUUGUUCUCUGCCAACCUAAACCCGGCAGUGCCUUUCCUUCCUACCGAGUGGAUAGAUGAUGCGCAGUUCGGCGUACAGCCCUGA